Stomoxys calcitrans (stable fly) is the source of this 998-nucleotide messenger RNA. Its product is annotated as ficolin-2. The coding region runs from base 40 to 882 and encodes 280 amino acids. The transcript has 6 exons. NCBI's taxonomy places the organism in Eukaryota, Metazoa, Arthropoda, Insecta, Diptera, Muscidae. The record is from RefSeq and is a predicted model, not a curated record.
UCCAAUAGAUCACAACGUUUUAAUGAAAAUUCGCAAAAAAUGAAAUUGAUUUUUACAGUUAUUGCUAUAUACGUCGGAUAUGCAAUUAGCGAAAACUCAAUAUUAGAAAAGGAAUUUGUUGAUCCUGAUGACAAAAAUGACAAAAUAAUUAUAUGGAAAUCACUUUUCACCAAGUUGAACACUAUUUUAGUUGAAUCCAGCGCUACUAACAAAGCAUUAGAGGAUUUGGAGAAAAGAUUUGCAGAUUUAACCAAAAGGCUGGCAGAGCAAAACUCUCAAAUAAAUCGAAUGAAGGAGCUCGACGAGCUGAAUACUAUAUACCUAAUUGAAAACCGACUGGAUGCUAAAAAGAGCAAACCCUGGACCACAAUUCUACGUCGUAAUAAUGGCUCAGUUGAUUUUUCCCGUAAAUGGACCGACUAUCAAGAAGGAUUCGGUGAUGCACCAAAUGGCGAAUUUUUCAUUGGUCUAAAUAAACUGCACACUUUAACUGCAAAUGCGCCUCAUGAACUUUUAGUUAUCCUUAAGGAUUGGGAUAAUGAAAUGCGAUAUGCUCACUAUGCGAAUUUCAAAAUUGGUAGCGCAGGUGAAAAAUAUGCCAUUAAGGAGUUGGGAGAAUAUACCGGAGAUGCCGGAGAUGCUUUGGAAGGUCACAAAGGCAUGCGGUUUUCUACAUCCGACCAGGAUAAUGAUGCGAGCUCUUCCAAUUGUGCAUUGGAUAACAAUGGUGCCUGGUGGUUCAAAGAUUGCUUUAACAGUCAUCUAAAUGGACCCUAUAAGACGCAAGAGAAAUCACAUGAAAACGGGGUAACAUGGGAUACUUGGAAGCCUGUUUACUCGUUGAAAUUCGCAGCGAUGAAAAUUAGAAAAAUAUCGAUUUAAUUUUUUGGCCAACUUAUUUCAAAAGGCCCCCGCCAGAUUAUGUUCAAGUGAAAUUAUCAAUUAAUGAAUAAUAAUCUGUAAAAAUACAUUAAAUGUCGAUAAGACAGUAUUUUAAA